AAAUAACUUCCUCCAAAUCCCCGAGAUCUCUCUGACAGGAAGAGAACAGAACCACUUAAGAACAGCCCCAUCCACUCCUCGGAGGGCCUGUGAGAAAACUGGGGCUUGAUGCAAGAAUUACUGAGUGAAAUUCAAACCGAGUGACAUAUGCUGGAAGUCUCAUGUUGCCAGUACUAAGACAUCCUUCGAAUUGCUAAACAUUAUAGAUGACUAUUUCCUUAAUGCUCUAUAUUGGACCUCCUCAUGAAAGAGAAAUUGAUCAUAGAACUAGAUGGACAUGGGUUUUGAGCAGCUCACCAAGCACAGCUUUUAACACUCCUUACAAGAAGUGUGGAGACAAUGAGAGUUCAGCUCAAAGGGGAUGCGAUCUGCACCCUUUUCCUGGUGGUAGUGCUUUGCUCUUUACUCUAUUCCCAGUUGGAGCGUACGUCCCCAACAGGAAACAGGGAGCAAAUGCACAAGAAACCUUCACCAACACAGAGGAUCUUCCCAGGCCCCGAAGCCCCCAAGUGGCAUCCUCAAGCGGAGGUGGCAUUUGGCCGACCCAGAAUCAUUUCUAUUGCUAAAGAUGCAGAGGUGGCAAGUAAAAAGGCCCAAACUACCACUUCACCACCUCUGACUCAUUCUGCCUUCGACUUCAAGCGCUACCUUCUAAACAAGGACAAUCGGAACUUUGAUCUUCUCAUUAACCAGCCCAAGAAAUGCCUGAAAACACCAGGAGGCCCCUUCCUGCUUAUAGCCAUCAAAUCGGUGGUUGAGGACUUUGACAGACGCGAGAUCGUCCGUAAGACCUGGGGCAGGGAGGGUUUGGUGAACGGGGUGCAGGUUCAAAGAGUUUUCCUCCUGGGAAUACCAAAGAAUAAGACAGCACUUGCAACAUGGGAGAUUCUUGUCCACCAGGAGAGUCUGAUGUAUCAGGACAUUUUACUCUGGGACUUUCUGGAUACUUUCUUCAAUCUGACCCUGAAAGAGAUCCACUUCCUGAACUGGGCUCACGAGUUUUGUUCUAGUGUGAAGUUCAUUUUUAAAGGGGAUGCUGAUGUUUUUGUCAAUGUGGAGAACAUCAUUGACUUCCUCGAGAGACAUGACCCUGCAGAAGACCUCUUUGUUGGGGACAUCAUCUACAAUGCUCACCCAAUCCGGGUGCAGAAAAGUAAAUAUUACAUCCCAGAAACGAUGUACGGGCUAGGCACAUACCCACUCUAUGCAGGGGGAGGGGGCUUCUUAUUGUCCAGCAGCACCAUGAAAAAGCUCUUCCAGGCUUGCAAAGAGGUGGAGCUCUUCCCCAUUGACGAUGUCUUUUUGGGCAUGUGCUUGCAGAGAAUCAAUCUCAAACCUGUUUUGCAUGAAGGAUUCAAGACGUUUGGCAUCGUGAAACCCUCAGCUGCCCCGCACCUGCAGACAUUUGACCCCUGCUUUUACAAAGAUCUCAUGGUAGUCCACAGUCUAAAAGUAGCCGAAAUCUGGCUAAUGUGGAAUCUGCUUCACAGCCCACGGCUUUCCUGCACCCAGAAGAAGCAGGUGAAGAAGCCUUUCCAAUGGAAGAGGAAAAAUACUGAAGCAAUGAUGGACAGCAGCCUUCUGAUAAAGCAGGCUAAGCAUGGCAGAAGUAGGUGAUGAACCAAGCUCAGAAGAACCUUGCGUGGUUGCAACCCAACACGCUGAAUUAGCACAUCUCGUGUAAACUAUUAGGAGACAAGGCCACCCUAUUGCAGACAUUUGCCAGAAUUCCACGUCUGCACACACUAUAUGCAGUAGGAUUUUUUCCCUUAACCUGAUUCCAAGUAAUUCACAAAACUAGAUUUAAUUUAUUAUUAUUUAUUAGUAUCGCAGUAGAGCUUAAAGACCCCCAGUUAGGACUAUUGUGCUAUACAAACACACAGUAAAGGACAGCCCCAAAGAGCUUAUCAUCUAAUUUGAGACUUAACAUGAUAAGUGAACAUAAAAGGAGCAGGGUAGGGUGGGAGAUGAGGACAAGGGUUGUGAAGAUAAAAAAAAUCAUUGCUACAUAGGUCUGGGAUUACUGAGAGCCAGCAAGAACCACCAAAUUGUGCAAUAGCUAAAGUAAAGAAAAUCAGCUCUCCCCAACUGAUGCACAAACCAAACCACCAUCGGCUGGCUCCUUGGAGGUGUUACAGCGGAGGUGGGUCUUGAAGGAGAAGAGGGCAGUGGCAUUAUGGAUUAAUUCAGGGAGGGGGCUCCAUGCAGAAUGGGAGAAGGAGAGGAGACAAAAUUGGAAGCGGGCUUUGCCAGCAGACCAGAGGAUGGGUGAGGGGGCAACAUGAUCGGAGACCUGCAGGUAUGUAGGAAGGGUCAGAGCUGUGAAGGGCCUUGAAGGUGAGGAUAAAAAGUUUCCUGUUGUAAAUUGAUUUACAGUCAAUGGAAGCUGAAAAUCAUCUGACAACAGCUGAUCAUCUUCUCACCUUGAUGGUCCAGAUCCUCCAUUUCAGACCUCUGCUGGUGAGCAGAGCAAUGGCAAAUGCAUACUUCUGCCCCAUGUGUCUCUCACUGUGUUCUUUGAUCUGGACGAAAUUACUGACAUACAGGACUAGUUUAUAGAGAUUCAGGCCUUUUGUGUAUUGAAUGCAGUCAAAUAUGAGAGGUAGCUGGGCCUUUUCAGACACUGGGGGGAAAAAUACCCUUCAGACACAAAGGCUUUGAAAUAAAAGCUCUUCAGGACAUUGCAGCAAAACACAAGCAAACAAAAAACAAACGACUUUCUGCCAUUAGGUGACAUUCAAUUUAUCAUUCAAAGUUUUUGAAUAAGCAUUUAAACUUUUGGAGAGGAUCACGGUAUUGCUUGAUUCAACACAGCCUGGACAGCAUUUUAGCACUUAAAGCAUUUUAUUUUCUGAUCACAGGUAACUUUAAAAAUAAGUACUCACUGGCCAGCACAAGUAGGAAGUGAAUCUCUUAAACAGGAUUAGGAAAGGCCUUUUGAUCCAGGAAGUUAUAGGCCCAGAUGCACAGCUGAAAAGCUGAAACUAUGAUUGUUAAUUUAGGCACCUAACUCUCUUUAAAAUCAAUGGGAGUGAGACCCCUAAAUACUUUUCAGGAUCUGAGCCUUAAGCAUAUACACCUCUACCCCGAUAUAACGCUGUCCUUGGGAGCCAAAAAAUCUUACCACGUUAUAGGU
Messenger RNA from Terrapene triunguis (Three-toed box turtle), 3136 nucleotides. RefSeq names its product UDP-GlcNAc:betaGal beta-1,3-N-acetylglucosaminyltransferase 9 (gene B3GNT9). Gene Ontology annotation, molecular function: hexosyltransferase activity. NCBI's taxonomy places the organism in Eukaryota, Metazoa, Chordata, Testudines, Emydidae. The transcript has 2 exons. Gene Ontology annotation, cellular component: membrane. The coding region runs from base 340 to 1617 and encodes 425 amino acids. The record is from RefSeq and is a predicted model, not a curated record.